Miniopterus natalensis is the source of this 3044-nucleotide messenger RNA. It is a transcript of the gene SYT11, whose product is annotated as synaptotagmin 11. Gene Ontology annotation, biological process: vesicle fusion; calcium ion-regulated exocytosis of neurotransmitter. NCBI's taxonomy places the organism in Eukaryota, Metazoa, Chordata, Mammalia, Chiroptera, Miniopteridae. The record is from RefSeq and is a predicted model, not a curated record. Gene Ontology annotation, molecular function: phosphatidylserine binding; SNARE binding; calcium-dependent phospholipid binding. Gene Ontology annotation, cellular component: axon; plasma membrane; synapse.
CAGGACCAGUCUGGCUGCACCUGCAUCCUUAGCUCAGAGCAUCCCUGGAGCAUCUUAAGAGGCGACCGCAGCUGGCAACCAGGGACCAGACCGUCGCAGGAGACAUCCGCCAGAUACCUUCCCCCUCCCCUGACCUAGCGCUGUACAGCGGCAGCUUCGGUUCUGGUUCGGGGUCCCCAGAAUUGUCUGGCCAUUGAAAAAGCAUUUAUAGCAAUAGCCUCUGAUUACGACAUGGACGAGUUCAUCAAUAUCCGACCUGCCGUUGAUGUAUCGCCAGUGGUGGCAGGCCUUAUUGGGGCUUCUCUACUGGUGGUGUCCAUCUCGGUGACCGUCUUUGUCUGGACAUGCUGCCACCAGCAAGCAGAGAAGAAGCACAAGACCCCACCAUACAAGUUUAUUCAUAUGCUCAAAGGCAUCAGUAUAUACCCAGAGACCCUCAGCAACAAGAAGAAAAUCAUCAAAGUGCGAAGAGACAAAGAUGGCCCUGGGAGGGAAGGUGGACAUGGGAACCUGUUGGUGGACGCAGCAGAGGCUGGCCUGCUGGGCCGAGACAAGAGUCCCAGGGCACCUAGCUCUGGGUCUUGUAUAGACCAGUUACCCAUCAAAGUGAACUAUGGGGAAGAGCUGAGAAGCCCCAUUGCAAGCCUAACCCCUGGGGAGAGCAAAACUACUUCUCCAUCAUCUCCAGAGGAGGACGUCAUGCUGGGAUCCCUCACCUUCUCAGUGGACUAUAACUUCCCCAAAAAAGCCCUGGUGGUGACAAUCCAGGAGGCCCAUGGGCUGCCCGUGAUGGAUGACCAGACCCAGGGCUCUGACCCCUACAUCAAAAUGACCAUCCUUCCCGACAAGCGGCACCGGGUGAAGACCAGGGUGCUGCGGAAGACCCUAGACCCUGUGUUUGACGAGACCUUCACCUUCUACGGCAUCCCCUACAGCCAGCUCCAGGACCUGGUGCUGCACUUUCUCGUUCUCAGCUUUGACCGCUUCUCUCGGGACGACGUGAUUGGGGAGGUCAUGGUGCCACUGGCUGGGGUGGACCCCAGCACAGGCAAGGUACAGCUGACUAGGGACAUCAUCAAAAGGAACAUCCAGAAGUGCAUUAGCAGAGGGGAGCUCCAGGUAUCUCUGUCAUAUCAGCCUGUGGCACAGAGAAUGACAGUGGUGGUCCUCAAAGCCAGACACUUGCCGAAGAUGGAUAUCACCGGUCUCUCAGGUAAUCCUUACGUCAAGGUGAACGUCUACUACGGCAGAAAGCGCAUCGCCAAGAAGAAAACCCACGUGAAGAAGUGCACUUUGAACCCAGUCUUCAACGAGUCUUUCAUCUACGACAUCCCCACUGACCUCCUGCCCGAUAUCAGCAUCGAGUUCCUCGUCAUCGACUUUGAUCGCACCACCAAGAACGAGGUGGUGGGGAGGCUGAUCCUGGGGGCGCACAGUGUCACAGCCAGUGGUGCCGAACACUGGCGAGAGGUGUGCGAGAGCCCCCGCAAGCCUGUGGCCAAGUGGCACAGUCUGAGCGAGUACUAAUCCCACGCUGCUCACCUCUCACCCCAGGGCUGGGCUGGGCAGGGACGUGGUGGGGAGAGAGGUGACAGAGAGAAGCGGACUCAAAAACCUCAUUUUAGUUGUAGAAGAAAAUUUCUUACAAAAUCAACCCCACAAAGAACACCCCACAUGACCACAGCUGCAGAUCAGUUCUUAGGGAUGAUGAUUUUCCUCCUUUGCAAGGCACUUAGAAAUUCUCUCUCUUUUUUUUUUUUUUAAAUGGGGAAAAAGAGAGAGGGAAAGACCUCUACAAGUUUAUAUAUAACAAUGUAACCUUAUACUUGCAUGUCUAAUACAAACUGAAGAAAUUAGCCUAGCUGCCAAUAUCAAGUUACAGAUUUUAAUUCAUGAAAAUUGUGUUUUGUGCCGAACUGUAUUUGCUGACUACCUGAAAUUGGCCUCUUUUUAUUGGGCUUCUCUGGACAGUUACUCUCCCCACCUCUGCAAAGAAUAUUUUGCUCUUGCAAAAUCUAUUUCCAUUAUUCCCCUCUAUUCUUCCUAUUACCUCUUACAUCUCUGCUCUUUUACUGAGCUCAAGGUCCAGAGGUCUGCAGUAAGCCAAGAAACAAAGGUGGAGUGGAUUAAGCUAGGUUUGCAGGAGGAAGACUCCUUGAGAAGUGGAGUGUUCUUGCUGUCAGUGCGCCUGCUCUGAAGGGGCAGGCGGCGGCCUACGGUUAGAUUGUGAUGAAGCACAUGGACACAUCCGACUCAUGAGGCAGAAUUGGCUUUACAAAACAAGGUGGCGUUUCUAAAAACAGCUUUGGAGACUUCAAAUUCAGCUGUAGGAUGGUACCAGUGAACACGUCCUGCUGAUCCCAAACACUGUUCUUAGGCAUGAGGACAGGGAGAGGAGAGAGAGAUGACUGUGACCCCCCUUUGCAGCUCUAUAUGGAAGCGACAGCCAUUUCUUGCUUGAAGGGUUAGAAAUCAUCAGAGGUUUGAAGGAUUAAACUGGCCUUUGUUUUUCCAGAAAUGCUGGCCCUUGAGAAGCUGUAGAGUCUUCUCAAGUAGCUUAGAUGUGGUUAGUUUUAUUUCAUAAGGCAAAGGGCCUCCUUAAAUUUUUCAGUGAUGACUCUUAAAAAUAACAGUGUGACUGAGUCAUAAAGGUAACUUGGAUUCCUUGGGGUAUCUUUUCCCUCAAAACAAAGUGCUUGAUUCUUGGAACUUAUGAGUCUCACAAGGUGGAGGGGUGAGGGGAACCACAGAAUUCAGUCCUCCUUGUGCCAGAGGGCAACAGGUUGAAAGACAUUCAGCAUCCUGCUGGGAUUAGAAUUCAAGUCUCCUUACUCCUAGUCCAGCCACGUUUCUAAUGUUGAGACUUCUCAGGUGGCAGAGGCUUCUCUGACAAUAAGUAUGCUUGGAUAGGCAGUAGGUAUUUUUGCCAGCCUGAAGAGGGACUCUAAUAAGCAGCAGCUUGAAGCAAGGCCUGAGGGAUCAGCUAAAAUUGAAGGUCUACCUCCAUGCAGGAGCAUCACUUUCUAACUUGCUUCUGAGAAGGG